Messenger RNA from Cuscuta europaea, 1130 nucleotides. The record is from the annotation of a GenBank genome assembly. Lineage: Eukaryota; Viridiplantae; Streptophyta; Magnoliopsida; Solanales; Convolvulaceae.
AUUCGAAGUCAACGUCCACAAUAAUAAUAGGAGUGAUAAUUCGAGUAAUAAAAACAAGUACGGAGUACAUCUGGACACGUCUUCCGGGCUCUCUGACGCUCGUUCCCUUGAAACAACGUUUCUAUCUCCUCUGAAUUUACCGGCACCGCCGUGCACAUGGCGGCGAUGUCGCUCUCGAACCUCCGCUACUCCGAUAGCCUCACAGUCGUCGGCAUCUCAAUUUGCACGGCUAUUAUCUGCGAGGCCAUCUCGUGGCUCCUAAUCUACCGCACAGCCUCCUACAAGUCCCUGAAGUCCUCCAUCGACAAGGCCUCCAAGAAGCUCGAAACUAUGAAAACUCUCGAAUCUUCCAAUCCUGCUGCACUUCUGACAAGCAAGAAGUCCAAAACUAAGAAAAUCGACCGGGUCGAGACAUCGCUCAAGGAGUCGAGCCGCGACCUGUCACUCUUCAAGUUUAAAUCGGGGUUUGUAGUGGCGGUGGUUCUGUUCCUUGUCUUCGGAUUUCUGAACAACCUGUUUGAGGGGAAGCCAGUGGCGAAAUUGCCCUUUGUGCCGAUUCGGCUUGUUCAGAAGAUGAGUCACCGCGGAUUGCCAGGGGAGGACAUGACAGAUUGUUCAAUGGCUUUUUUAUAUUUUCUUUGCUCGAUUAGUAUUCGCACCAAUCUUCAGAAGUUCCUAGGGUUCUCCCCACCCCGCGGAGCUGCAGGAGCUGGCCUCUUCCCUAUGCCUGAUCCAAAGACCAAUUGAUCACGGGCACUUCAAGAAUCUGUGAAACUUAUGAUUGGAAAAAAGGGCGUGCUGAAGUCCCAGAAUCUAACAAAUGUGUUAUAGUUUAUACUAUUGGCCGAAACCCACAAUAUAAACUACAAAUCACAAACUUUGUCAGUAGUUCGGUACAUACAUGGAAGGAGGUUGUGACUAUCUAGAUUCUAGACCCUUAUAAGAUUAAGGGCCUGUUUGGUAGCCAGAUCUUGCAUAUGAAGUAGAAUAAUUGGUUUUUGACUCUUUUUUGCUCAAAUAAAUACUAGUGACCUUGUUGCCUACCCUCUCCCCCCAUUUCUAAAUAUAAGUAUGAGUCUAACCAUACAUUGAUUUUCUGGUGUAAUAUAAUAUGGCCAUGCAUUUGUCUA